Lates calcarifer (barramundi perch) is the source of this 2515-nucleotide messenger RNA. RefSeq names its product UDP-glucuronosyltransferase 2C1. NCBI's taxonomy places the organism in Eukaryota, Metazoa, Chordata, Actinopteri, Centropomidae. Bases 430 to 2226 code for a protein of 598 amino acids. The record is from RefSeq and is a predicted model, not a curated record. Gene Ontology annotation, molecular function: UDP-glycosyltransferase activity. The transcript has a single exon.
UUAAUUUAUUAUAGUCAGUUUGGCUGUGAUCAGCUGAACAUAGAAUGCGUGGAUGUUUUAUAUUUGUGCUGUGCCUUGAGUUGACUGCAAGUUUCCUACAAAAACAUCUAUCAAAAAUUAAACAAGAAACAAAAUCCUCUUUUUAGCAGUGUGAGAUAUUGACUGUAAAUACAAACUGCUGAAGGCUGCAUGCUACAUACAGUUAAACCAAAGAAUCUACAACAUAAUUCACACAAGGCAGUACAAAUAAGCAGCUGUAACAUGAUUCUGCCCACAGCUUCAACAAAGAGCUCAAAUUGUUGUUCAGUCCUGUAGAAAGGGCCAAAGAAAAGCUUAAUGAUAAUCCACUUAUGUAAGCUUCUCUGGACUUUUAUGCAUUCUCUGGUACCUUGGUUGUUUUAGUCAGACAUCUAAGGAGUAAGUGUAUGCAUGCUUGGAGAUACUUCAUGCAAAGGAGGUAUGUUACAGAUCAGUCUGGCAUGUAAUUUAAUAUCACUGAAUUUUCCUUGUCAAAGAAAAAUCUGGAUCCAAUCUAGACUUUAUUUAAAUGUACUUUUAUUGCACUUUAAGACUAGUGUUGUUAUCCAGGGUCAAUCUGAAUUAUGUUAUGAGAGUAUUUAUUAUUCUCUCAGGUUAAAGAUGCCACCAAAUGGAAAACCAUUUCUUCUCCUUUUAUCCUCUGUGUUCUUGGCAUUGAGAAUAUGUCAUGGGGGCAAGAUUUUGAUCGUUCCUUUGGAGGGAAGCCACUGGGUGAACAUGGAUAUUAUGAUCAAAGCUCUCCACUCUCGAGGACACUCUGUUGAUGUGGUACGAACCAAUGAAAGCUGGUACAUUAAGGAUGAUUCUCACUACAAGACAAUCACACUUCCUGUCACUGAGGCCUUUAAUCAUGACUUUAUUAACACAAUCCUGAAAAAGAUCAUUGACAUAGAAAGGGGGGAGAGCUCUGUUAUGAUCUUUGCCAGUUUGCAGGUUGAGAUGUUUAGUGCAAUGUUCAAUAUGCAUAGAAUAAUGUCCAAAAUGGCUACUAUUAUGUUUGAAGAUAAUAACUUGAUGAAUGAUUUAAGAGAGAGAAAAUAUGACCUGGUUCUUACUGACCCAGCAUGGGGUGCAGGUAUAAUGUUGGCUCAUGCUCUUAAGCUACCUUUGGUCUACAAUGUGCGGUGGAUAACUAGUGGAGAGGGACAUUUGGCCAUUGCACCCUCUCCUUUAUCUUACAUCCCAGUGACUGGCUCAGGGCUGUCAGACAAAAUGAGUCUCAUACAAAGAGUCAAAAAUCUCAUUUUCUAUGUCAUUUGGCAAGCUCAGGAUAGAUUUUUGAUUGACCCUCAAUAUCAAGCUGUUUGUGACCAGUUCUUUGGCCCAGAAGUCAGAUACAGUGACUUAUUACGAGGAGCAGACCUGUGGCUGAUGAGAGUGGACUUUGUGUUUGAAUUUCCUCGCCCCACAAUGCCUAAUGUCGUCUACAUAGGAGGGUUUCAAUGUAAACCUUCUGAACCACUUCCUGAACACUUAGAGGAGUUUGUGCAGAGUUCUGGAGAGCAUGGAGUCAUCAUCAUGUCUCUGGGGACUUUUGUGAAUGAACUUCCUGCUGACAUAACAGAUACGAUCGCUGCAGCUUUUGCCAGAUUACCCCAGAAAGUCAUCUGGAGGCAUAAAGGUAAAAGACCAGCCACUCUGGGCAACAACACUUUAAUAGUUGACUGGAUGCCACAGAAUGACCUCCUGGGACAUCCAAAGGUCAAACUGUUUGUGGCUCAUGGAGGAACAAAUGGCAUUCAAGAAGCAAUUUAUCAUGGAGUCCCAGUUGUGGGUCUACCUGUGUUUUUUGACCAAUAUGACAACUUGCUGCGACUGAAAGAGAGAGGAGCAGCUAAGCUUCUUACACUAGCCACAGUGGACAAAGACAACAACUUCCUGGAAGCCAUACAAGAAGUCCUUACUGAGCCCUCCUACAGGAUGAACAUGCAGAGACUCUCCAAACUGCACAGAGAUCAACCAAUAACACCACUGGAUAAUGCCCUCUUCUGGAUAGAGUUUGUCAUGAGACACAAAGGUGCAGCUCACCUAAGAACAGAGUCUUACAGAUUGCCCUGGUAUUCCUACCACUCUGUAGAUGUCAUGUUGUUUUUGCUAACAGUUGCACUACUUAUUUUGUCACUUUUUGUUGGGUUAGUAUGGUCAUGCUUCAGAUUGUGUUUGAAAAGGAAAAUGAAAUCUGAGUAAUAAGAAAGGAUGCAUUUUUUGUUUUCAUGUUGGUUCAUACAUUAUAGCCAGUUAGGACUGUGAUCAACUGAAUAUAGAAUGAAUUGAUGUUUCACUUUUGUGCAAGUUUUCUACAAAUAAGACAUCUGUCAAAGACUAAACAUAACCACUUUUCCAGAUACUGUUGCUGUGAUUACUUUUCUUCCUUUAUUUUUCAGACAUGUAUGUCUUGAGAAUUGUAUGAAAGGAAGAACAAAUAAGAAAUGACUAGUGGCUGAAUCUUGUCCUGCUCUUUCUGCAAAAAAAUACU